Messenger RNA from Fusarium coffeatum, 510 nucleotides. RefSeq lists its product as uncharacterized. The coding region runs from base 1 to 510 and encodes 169 amino acids. NCBI's taxonomy places the organism in Eukaryota, Fungi, Ascomycota, Sordariomycetes, Hypocreales, Nectriaceae. The transcript is spliced from 2 exons. The record is from RefSeq and is a predicted model, not a curated record.
AUGGCACAGGAACCACGCUACGAAGUAUAUCGCUUCGACGACCAAAUCAAGUCUUUACAAGAGAAAGCCAUUGUUGAGGUUCUUACUUCGACACCAGCAGAGAAGCGAUUGAGACUAGGUUCAUAUGGCUUGGACAAGUUAUGCGAGGAAUUAAGCGAGGAAGUAAUACGGGGCAUGAAUGGACCUCUCGCCAGAUGGGCAAGCGGCUGUGGUCUAAUCAUCAGCGAUCUUCACAGACCCAGUUUCCGAUCCGAAGCUUUUAGACUGCAGAAGGGAAGCGCACUCUGGCCAGGACAGAAUUCCACUGCACUUCUUGUUCCUUUGAGCAACGGAAAUGCGAAGAUCGAUUUGCUUCCGCGAGGAAGUAACAGCCGUGUCUCUCACGAUUGGGAUCCGCGGACCCUCAUCCACUUGAACGAAAUGGGAUUCGAAUUUCGGGGGAAUGGGAGUGUUCGAUUCAUCUAUAUCCUUUUCCAGACAGCGCCAUGCCCCGAGUAUCACGUCUGGUGA